Molecule: messenger RNA, 2516 nt
Organism: Sphaerulina musiva SO2202
Lineage: Eukaryota; Fungi; Ascomycota; Dothideomycetes; Mycosphaerellales; Mycosphaerellaceae
Product: DnaJ-domain-containing protein
Exons: 3
Coding region: 138-1655 (505 amino acids)
Biological process (GO): protein import into peroxisome matrix
Cellular component (GO): cytosol
Source: RefSeq, a predicted model, not a curated record
CGCCGAACACUCCAACACUCCAACUCUCACGUCUCUGCCUCCUGCGGACGAACACCCUCGUCGACAUCUGUCCAACCACUUCGGCAGACACCCCGCCGCUAGCAGCAGCAGCAGCAUCACACCCGCACGCCGCCAACAUGGUGGUCGACACCGAAUACUACGAUGCGCUCGGCGUCAAGCCCACCGCGACCGAGAUUGAGAUCAAGAAGGCCUACCGCAAAAAGGCCAUUCAGCUGCAUCCAGAUAAGAACCCCGACGACCCGACCGCGCACGAGAAAUUCCAGGCAGUGGGCGAGGCAUACCAAGUCCUCAGUGACAAGUCGUUGCGAACACGAUAUGACCAAGUGGGCAAGGAGGGCGCGAAGCCGGACUCAGGCUUCGAAGAUCCGGCAGAGUUCUUCACCAUGAUCUUCGGUGGUGAAGCCUUCCAGGACUAUAUCGGCGAGAUCUCCAUGAUGAAGGAUUUGACCAAGAGCAUGGAGAUUUCCAUGCGCGAACAGGAAGAGGCCGAAGGGGCUGCUGAGACCACCGGAGCUCCUACAGAUGCCGCCGCUGGUGCUGCUGCCAAGGAUGCGACACCUGCUGCUGCUGGUGCUGCUCCUCCACCUAUGCCGCCCCGGCCACACGCAGAGACAGUACCAGAUCAUGCCCCCGCUGCGGGUGCUACGCAGGACAUCCCGAUCCGCGAUUCGAAGCCCGCAUCCGGCUCAUCCACACCAAGGCCGCAGGGCGUGCCCACGAGACUUGCCAUUACCGACCGCACAGAAGAGGAGGCCGCCGCCACUGCUGCGGGCAUGACGGAAGAGGAGAAGCGGCUGCGCGAGAAGGAAAAGAAGAAGGGUGGCCUGACGAGAGAGCAGCGCGAAGAACUGGCUGCCUUUGAGGCCGAGCGCAAGAAGAUCAGAGACGAGCGCAUCGAGACGUUGGCCAGUAAACUCAGCGACCGCAUCAGUGUGUGGACGGAGACCGACAAAGGCAAAGACGUGACAGAAGCUUUUCGCGAAAAGAUGAGGCUCGAGGUGGAGAACCUCAAGAUGGAGUCCUUUGGCAUUGAGAUCCUUCACGCCAUCGGACAGACCUAUGUCACCAAGGCAUCCACCUACAUCAAGAGCCAGAAGCCGCUGAUUGGCGGUGUCAGUGGUUUCCUCAGUCGACUCAAGGAUAAGGGCAACAUGGUCAAGGAUACCUGGGGGACCGUCUCCUCGGCCAUUUCGGCCCAGAUGGAGAUUGAGGAAAUGGCUCGCGCGGAAGAAAAGGGCGGCGAAGACUGGACUGACGAGAGGCGUGCGGAAUAUGAAAAGCGCGUGACUGGUAAGAUCUUGGCUGCUGCAUGGAGAGGCAGCAAGUUCGAAAUCACGGGUGUGCUGCGAGACGUCUGUGACAAGGUCUUGUACGACAAGAAGGUGAAGCCGGAGAAGCGCAUCGAGCGUGCUCAUGCACUCAUCAUCAUCGGCGAAAUGUUUGCAAAGGCUCAGCGAGACCCCGACGAAGAGGGCGAAUUCAUGGCAUUCGAGCAGCUCAUGGCCGAGGCCACCGCCAAGCGCGAGAAGAAAGCAGAUACCAAAAAGGAGAAGGACGAGGGAAAGAAGGGAGAGCGCCACAGUAUGUUCGGACACAAGCAGGAGCAUGAGAAGCCGACCGCGGCGACGUCCUAGAGAGGGUCGGCGCCAACGACUCCACUCGAUCGCUCGAUGAAAGGGCACGUGGAGUCAACCGCACCACAAGCUGUCUCGACGGAAUGCAAGAGACCGUCGUUCGAGCCUUCACUGCCCCCUUCACCACCAGCAUACAACUGGAGAGGACCAAACGUGAGAGGACCGGAAGCAUACCCAACAUUCAGCCCCGGAGUUCGGAUCGUGCCUCCCAAGCGCGAAACGGACGACAGUGGAAGUGGUGAUUCUGCCGCAUCCGAAGAGGGAGAGGAGGUCGAAGACAUGAACACCAUGACUUGAACGUUUGGCACGCCAUGAGGAGCAACUUCCACAAGACUCUUGUGGCCAGCAUGGCUCUCCCAUGACCGGGCUUCAGCCGCAAAUAUCCAUGCACUCCCUGUUCUCCCUCGUUACGACUGCAGAGUGCGACGUAAGAUCCACCCACCCGGUUUUUUUCUCUUUUUCUGCUACUUCGGAGAUUAUCUCUGUGAGAUGAGCUCCAUCACUGUUGCGACGCCGUCGCAUCGUUAGCCUCAUGACCAGCACUAGGAAGGGAAGGAUAAAUGCACUAAAAUGGCGUGCAGAGGCUAGACCCUGAGCGAGGGCUUGAGUUGCUGCUGGGAUAUGGUAUGGGUAUGGCGCGGCGGGGCGUGUUCGCUUUCGCUUUCUUGUCUGAUGGUCAAUGCUGUUGUCAUGGAGGGAAUUCCCAACUUCAUGUUGAUAAUGAUGGCGGCUCGGAUCGUACGUCUUGAAAGGAUGGCAACGAAUUGAGCAUGUACAUGAUGAAGAACCACGGACAUGGCAUUGCCUUUUUUUUAGCGAGCGGUAUCGUUAUAGACUCUAGUGCAGUGAAAUCUUUUCGCA